Molecule: messenger RNA, 882 nt
Organism: Trichoderma gamsii
Lineage: Eukaryota; Fungi; Ascomycota; Sordariomycetes; Hypocreales; Hypocreaceae
Exons: 3
Coding region: 1-882 (293 amino acids)
Source: RefSeq, a predicted model, not a curated record
AUGAAGCAAAAAGAAGACGCACGCAGAGAAAGGAUCAGCAAACAAAACAUUAAAGUCAACGCCGAGCUUACAAUGUCUCCUCCGGAAACAAUGCCCUCUUCAAAAUACAACAACGUCGAGCUUAUUCCCUGGGAUCCCGACAGCGACAUCCAUGCGCAGCGGUUAUACGAGCAGCGCGUGGCGUGUACGUGGGACCAGGAUCUGAUUGACGAGUGGAAGGUGAAAGUGCGAGAAGGGAAGAAGUUUUUUUAUUGGAUUAAACUCAGCGAUGACUUUGCGGGAAAGGAUGAGUUGAUUGCAAAGCAUAUUGCGAAAUACCCGACAGAAAAAGAAGCCAUCGUCGAUACAGCAACUACUCUGGCCAAAUCAUCCCGAACGCCAACUCUCACAACCUUCAUGCCAAUCGGUCACAUCGCACUCGAUCUCUAUCCAGAGCGAAACACACAAUUCUCACUUCCCCAAUCUACAGUAUGGAUCAAAUCGCUCUACAUCUCACGGUACGUUCCAACUCUCAAGCCGCAACACCCAGUUAUCAAGAUCUCAUUUUUUUUCUUCUUCAGAACAAUGCAAUCCGGCGGUUUCGGCCGCUCGGCAAUGUACCAAAUCGAGCAUCUGGCCACCUGCCCACCUCUCAACGCCACGACCAUGGCGCUCGACACUUCGACAAAGGAGUAUCAGACAACGCCGCAAUAUCUGGCCUAUCACUCUGAGAUGAAUGGGCGCAAGAUUGAGGCAAAGGACUUCAGGUCCAACGAGGAGUGGUAUGUGCGACAGGGGUAUCAGGCUAUUGCGAGGAAUGAGCGUGGGUAUACGUGGGUUGAUCCGAAGACGGGCGUUGAGGAGGUGAUUCCGUGCGUGUUUCUGAAAAAGGACAUUGUUUGA